This is a messenger RNA of Penicillium malachiteum, 408 nucleotides long. RefSeq lists its product as uncharacterized. The transcript has 2 exons. Lineage: Eukaryota; Fungi; Ascomycota; Eurotiomycetes; Eurotiales; Aspergillaceae. The record is from RefSeq and is a predicted model, not a curated record. Bases 1 to 408 code for a protein of 135 amino acids. Gene Ontology annotation, molecular function: oxidoreductase activity.
AUGGAUAUUCAGACCAAAUUGACAUAUCUCCAAUGGCAACAAGAGUACUCACAGACUCGACCAUAUCGAAUUUCUCAAUUUGGUCGCAAGAGAGCCGCUAGUCAACAAAGCAAACCGCAUAAUUUGGUCUUCCAUAAACCGGAAACGACAGAGAUUAUUCAUGAUAUAAGAGGAUACAAAGAAGGCCGAAAUGAGUUUACACUCGAGGCAAAUGGAUUUACAUAUUGUAAACAUCCUCCUCCAGUGUUUACGGAACCAAAGGAUUUCUCUGUACCCAAGCAGGUCCAGGCUGUCUUUUUACCAGAGUGUGAGGCAAUCCUCAGGAAUGAGAUUGAAAACGUGGAGAAGGUCCUUAUCUUCGAUUGCAAGACACCCUUCUCACGAGAGAUAAUAUUGGAACUCCUAUGA